AUGCCGGUGGGCGGCAGCCCGCUGCGGUGCCGGUGCUGGAAGCGUGAGCGGAAACUCGCCGACAGACCCGCUCCCUUCUCCCUUGUGGGGCGUAACGGGCAGGGCCGGUGUCCCCUAUCGCGGAGCCCCGACCGACCCUCCCUCUUCCCGCAGCACCCCCGCAGAGGAGCCGCCGCGGCGGCCAAGAGCAGCCUGCUGCAUGCCGUCAAGCGCACGGCGGCGGCCUCCCGCCUGAGGCUAUGUCCCCGCACCGUCCUAAGUGACAUGGGCAACCGCGUCGCUGAGCCGAAGGCCCGGGCUGCUGUCAUCAAGGCGAUGGUGAAGGGGCGCUGCAGACAGGAGCCCAGCACCAGGCUCACCCCCUGUCCGGAGCAGACGGCUCCCAAGAAGGUGCGGAGAGCCGACGACGACGAGGAGAUGCCGCCACCGGCCCCGGAGCCCCAGCCGGAGCCGGAGACCUCCCAGUUGGAGCCUCACUCUUCAAACUCCAUGGAGUUUUCUGGAUGCUCCCAGUCAGAGAACACACUGUGUCAGGCUUUUUCUUGUGUCUUGCUUGAUGUGGAAAAGACAGAUGGGGAAGACAUAGAUGUGGAAGAUGUUGCUGACCCAAACCUCUACAGUGACUAUGUGAAGGACAUCUACAAGUACCUGAGACACCUUGAGGAAAAUCAGUCUGUCAGACCCAAAUAUCUGACCAGCCAGGAAAUUGAUGAGAACAUGCGUGCUAUGAUGGUAGACUGGCUUGUGCAAGUGCAUCUGAAAUUCAGACUCCAGGAGGAGACCUUGUACAUGGCAGUUGCCAUCCUCGAUCGCUACCUGCAGGACAAUUCUGUUUCCAAAAAUACAUUGCAGCUGGUUGCUGUCACAGCUAUGUUUGUUGCCAGCAAAUAUGAAGAGGUGCUUCCCCCCAGUACUAGAGACUUUGCCUAUAUAACUGAUAAUACUUACACAAAGCUCCAAAUUUGCCAGAUGGAGACAAAGAUCUUGCAAGCCCUGGACUUUGGUCUGGGUUGCCCACUCCCUCCACACUUCCUAAGGAGGGCUUCAAAGAUUGCAAAGGUGAACUUCAAACAGCACAUUCUGGCCAACUACCUGAUGGAGUUGUCCAUUGUGGACUACGAUAUGGUGCAUUUCCCUCCAUCCAAGACUGCAGCUGCUGCUUUCUGUUUGGCUCUGAAACUCCUCAAUGGAUGCAAGUGGACACCAGUUCUGCAGCACUGCACGUCUUAUACCGAGAGUGACCUUCUCCCAGUCAUGCAGCACAUAGCGAAGAACGUAAUUCUUGUGAAUGAGGGCAAAGUCAAGGAGAUGGCCAUCAAGAUGAAAUAUGCCAGCAGCGAAAACAUGAAGAUAAGCACCAUUAAGCAGCUGAACUGCUCUAUCAUAUGGAAUCUAGGCCAACCUCUGAUUAGCAAGCUGUGAACUCAACCAGAUUGUUGGCAUAACGUGCCCCUGUGUAUAUCACGUAUCUCAUGACUUCUGAUCCUUUUAAUAAAAUAG
Messenger RNA from Apus apus (common swift), 1500 nucleotides. It is a transcript of the gene CCNB1, whose product is annotated as cyclin B1. Gene Ontology annotation, cellular component: cytoplasm; mitochondrial matrix; nucleus. Bases 1 to 1422 code for a protein of 473 amino acids. NCBI's taxonomy places the organism in Eukaryota, Metazoa, Chordata, Aves, Apodiformes, Apodidae. Gene Ontology annotation, molecular function: cyclin-dependent protein serine/threonine kinase regulator activity. Gene Ontology annotation, biological process: mitotic cell cycle phase transition; mitotic metaphase chromosome alignment; regulation of cyclin-dependent protein serine/threonine kinase activity. The transcript is spliced from 8 exons. The record is from RefSeq and is a predicted model, not a curated record.